CGCCAACAUGUAAAUGGUUCCGCUGACAAACCGCUCGAUGAUAAAUGGCCUGAAUUUUGCUACCACAAAAAAUACAAACAAAGCUUAUAUUGCGUGCAGUCGUAAGCUGUGGUAGAUGAUCCUGGCCAAACAAGAUGUUUCAAGAUACAUCUGAAUAUAUCUAUGUUCAGAAUGAUACCACAUCGACAGGUAUGAUCACACAUGGUGGAAUACAUUCUACGCCUAAUUCACAGACUGCUGAAAGUGAGGCUUCGUUUGAUAGUGGAUACCUAUCUCCAGCCACCUCGCAGAAAGCACCAGGUGGAUUUAUUCCACUGACAAAUGAUCAUGUUUUUAAUGGUACUGGUACCUUCACAUAUCAACCCACUCCACCCAAUCAAAAGGUGGCAUUCGAUGAUGAAUGGGAUAAGAAAUUCAUUGAGAAUUUUGAAGCUAAUUUAUUUGGAAUUGAUCCAAUGGAAGAUUUUUCAAGUGAAGAUAUUAAUCUUUUUAGUGAGUUGUUAUCAAGUCCAUUAAAGGGUGGUGUGAGCCCAGCAGGUUUGUUUCAUGGUCACAGUCCUGCCAAGUACUCGAGGAGUCCCUUAAGGAAUUUGUUCAGUCCACCCAGAUCACUGCAUUCUAAAGUGAGUUUAUUUACAGGCACAAAUUGGAAUACGAAUAAUGAUGCAGUGACAUUUUCCAGACCAGCAGAUCCAGUGCCAGUGACGAUCACACAUAAUGCUGUCUAUGAUGGCCUUGAUCAACACCGUUUUGUGGAUCAACGAUUAUCCACGCAUGAUUAUGCUAAACCACAUACCAUAUCUUAUUCUGGUCAAAGUAUCCAACAGAAUGCUAAUUACACACGAUCCGUGAAUCCUUUGUCAGAAUCAAUGAUGGCACCAAAUUCCUCAGAGGUUCUUCCAACUAUUGCAGGAAACAUGGUACCAGAGCUCUUACCCCCAAAGCAAAAGUUACAAUAUGUCCGUGCUAAAUUUAAACAGACUCUACAAAAAGCUGUUGAAAAUGCUGACAAUGCCGCCUUGAAUGAGGAAAAAUAUCCUCAGUUGACAAAAAGACUGUCCAAAUUGUCCUCUGCCGGACAAGUGUCGAGCAGAAAGGAAAGCGUUUCCAGUUGUAUGGACAGUUUACCUGAUGAAGAAAAAAGUUCUAGUCUAUCUGCCUUAGAUAUUGCUGAGACCCAGUUUAAUUCUGCCCCCAAACGCUUCAGAGAGCUUGCCCCUGCCCCAUCUGGUAAAAGAACUUUUGCUUGUAUAGUAAAUAACCAAUAUGAGGUGAAACAAAAGUCAGAUUGUAGAGUUGUGAUAAAGAAACGAAGAACAUAUUAAAGAUAACAAUUUGCUAUAUUUGCUUUCCCUUUGAAAAUUCUUGGAUUUGCAAUUUGUGUAGAAAAACAUGUCUUUUUUUUUUUUUUUACUUAAAUUACAAUCUCGAUCAUCAUCACAUACAUCGAAUAAAGUUAUAUGCAUGCUACAAACUUAAAUUGUAUAAAUUAAUGACAGUGAAAAAUAUCCACUGGCAUAUAAAACUGUUAUAAUUCAAAUGAUAUCAAAGUGAUGGAUUAAGUCAAUGCACGGAAGUCUGUUACAAACAAAAAACUUGUGUGUCUUGUGUAUUGUGAAUAAGGUUAUGAUAGACUGACAUGACAUCUCUUGGUGAGGGUUAACGGAGAUGAGAGAGCAGAAGAGAAGACAAAAAACAAUAUUUUGAUGUUGUGCUUUAAUUACUGGUAUAAUGAAUGUGAUCUUAAAAUGUCUGUGAUUUGAAUACGAUUCAAACAACUGGGUUGUAUAUUUAGAGGUUAAAUGUGGAUACAACAAUGUACAUCUAUACUGGGGGUAUAUGUGAAGGGAGUGGAAGCUUGAAUUAACAUUUGAAUUUCGGUUUUUCUUCUUAAUAUGUUUAUUAUUCCUUUUUGGUCUCUAAUGUAUUUGAACCACCGGAAGGAAAUCUUAUUUAAGAAAUAACAAAUUUGGCAGUGUUAGGAAUGUAAUAGAAACAAAAACAAGAACUUUACCAUGUACAUUUAUAACUGGUGAAUAUUAAAUUGGUUUUCAAAAGUUCUGCCAAAAGAAUAUUUCCAAAGCACAAAUUGAUGCUAACUUAUUUUUCAAUAAUUUCACCGAAAUCUAUGCUUUAUGGAAGUUCUAAAACUAUCAAAUAUGAACACAAGGUACAAUUUUAUGGACACACAAUUACUGAGUUUGAUACUAAGCGACGUUUCAAUAAUCCAUAAAAUUGUACCUUGUGUUAAUAUGUUCAAUUACUAAAUGCCAAUCAAAGAAGGUAUCAAAUAUGUUUUACAUUGUUAAAAAUUAUCUGAAAAUAGAAGUUAAACCAAUUAGAGCCCAAGAAAGUGGGGUGUAAAGACCCUGCAGGAUGACAAGAUAAUCAGAUGGAUUUUGAAAUGCUCCUCCUCCCUUCACUCAUACCUCCUGAUCUACAUGUAAUAAUACAUGUGUACAUGUAGGUUACUUUAGGACAAACAGGGAAAUUAUUCGCUUUCCUGGACAAGAUUGUUUAGUGUUUGUGAUAAAUCGAUUCAUAGAUAAAUUACAAGAAACAGUAAGAUGUUAGAUGUCAAUUCAUUUGAUGAAGAGUUUGAUUCCAAAAUAUGUCCAUAUUAAUGUCUGGUCUUCUUAUCCAAAAUACAGUUUCAUGGAACAUGUUAUGUGUGGCUUAGUGAAUAGAGAAUUUGUGAGAUAAAACAGUUAGAUGUUAAUUUGUUUGAUUCUAAAUUAUAACAUAAUUAAUCUGGCUUUUAUCCUGCAAAAAAUACACUUUCAUGGAAUAUGAUAGGUGUGGUUUAUUGUAUAGUGAAUUUGAUUUGUUAAUUUAUCAGUUUCAAACAAAUAAAUGUUUAA
Messenger RNA from Patella vulgata (common limpet), 2861 nucleotides. RefSeq lists its product as uncharacterized. The record is from RefSeq and is a predicted model, not a curated record. The coding region runs from base 135 to 1325 and encodes 396 amino acids. The transcript has 2 exons. NCBI's taxonomy places the organism in Eukaryota, Metazoa, Mollusca, Gastropoda, Patellidae.